Molecule: messenger RNA, 1149 nt
Organism: Seminavis robusta
Lineage: Eukaryota; Bacillariophyta; Bacillariophyceae; Naviculales; Naviculaceae
Source: the annotation of a GenBank genome assembly
AUGAAGCAAUCCCAUGUUCUUAUUAGCGCCAUCGCCUUAUGGUUGCCCAGCUCUUCGGCUGACCUACUUCGUUGCUGCCGACCAGCCCCGAACCGACCAGCAAUCUGUGAUGAAUAUGAUGGUGGUCCUGCUUGCAAUCCGUACCCAGAAUGCAAUCUCUGUACUACACAUCAAGAAGAAUGUAGUCUUAUGUCUGUGUCCACUCCUAUCUUUAGCUGUGACAACACCAAGGCUUGUUGCAGUGUUGCGGACCCGAGCUUUAAGCCAGUUGCCAGUUCCAGGACUUGGGCCGAACAGUGUGAUUUUGUGGCCGCUGCGACCGGAAAUUCCUUUGUGAACUGCCAAACUCCUGACAUCUUGCCCACAGAGGGGACAGGAGUAAAUACUGGGGCACCUGUCAAUGCAGGCAUGAUGGAUGACCCACACAUUCAGACUUGGAACAACACUUGGUUCGACUGGCAUGGUGAAUGUGACACUGUUUUAGUACAUGUACCUGACUUUGACAAUGGAGAUGACUUGACUAUUCAUGUCCGCACUACCAUCCGAUAUGCCUAUUCCUUCAUUGAAAUUGCAAUCCUCACUCUUGGGAGCCUUGUGUUUGAAGUUGCUGGUUGGGGUCAGUAUGUGCUCAAUGGUGUUGCCAAUGCUGACCUGGAUGGUUUUCCCAUCACUGUGGCCAAAAGUGACACAAAGCAACACAGAUUUCAAGUAAAGAUUGGCAGCCACAACAAUGAAACCAUUGUCUUCGGUACCUUCAAAGAUAUGGUUUCUGUCAAGAUCCACGGUGCCACCAAGGAGCACUGGGCCAGGAGUGUUGGGAUCAUGGGCAGUUUUGAUGGAAAAUUGUUGGCCCGAGAUGGUGUAACUGUGAUGGAAGAUACCGAUGCCUUUGGGCAGGAGUGGCAGGUUCAACCAUAUGAGGCUUCGUUGUUCCAGUUAACAAGAGAACCCCAGGCUCCCCACAAAUGUAUCCUUCCUGCUGACAAGAUGGCAAAGAAGAAUUCAAGAAGACUGGGUGAGCAAAGCAUCAGCAAGGAGGAAGCUGCCAGUGCUUGUGCUUAUCUUGGAGAGUCUGCGAGGAAAGAGGCUUGCAUGUCUGAUGUUAUUGCUGUGGGUGACUUGGACAUUGCCAAAGCCAGUGACUAUUAG